Molecule: messenger RNA, 1363 nt
Organism: Cinara cedri
Lineage: Eukaryota; Metazoa; Arthropoda; Insecta; Hemiptera; Aphididae
Source: the annotation of a GenBank genome assembly
CGAGCGCCUGACAAAACGGACGUGAUGUAAACCCGCCGAACACAAUCGAAUCUCCGUUUUCGUAUACAAUUACCCGUGGUGUAUAUCCGUAUACACACAUAUAUAUCCUAUAGAUAUAGGUACCUAAUGUUAUAUUAUUACGCGAGUAUUUUUGUAUUUUGUUUUUUUUUUUUUUUUUUUUAUUACCGCGUUUUCCAUUCAACAUGUUUUUUAAUAAUUAAUCGACCGCCGCCGCCGCCGCGCGUAUGCCCAAGUCAAAACACCGCGCGCGGUCUCUUCUUUUCCGCGCACCGUUUUCUGUGUUUUAUAGUCAAGGCCCCGCGAGGACGUCGUCGGAUUCGCGGUGCCUGUCCUACGGUAUCGGCGGUAUCGGAGGUACGUGAAAACCGUUUGGAAAUGUUUGACGAAAACAAAAAAAAAAAAAAAAAAACGUUAAUUUUAUUGCCGUGUAAUAUAUAGGGCCGGAAUUAAGCUGCAAGGUAGAGUACACUUUCGAGACCACUGGACGGUGUUACACGCACCAUCAAAGUAUUCUGCCGCGGAUGAUUAUACAACUUUCCUCGUGCAUUGAAAAACCAUCACGUCGAAAAAGCAUUAUUUUUACCACUCGACUAACUACACGUGGGAGCUUGAAGGAUUUUAUCACUGUAGCGUUAAAACGAUCCCGAAUUUCGUUCCAAAAUAUUCAAUAGGUAUAUAUAUACACAGGAUGAUUUUUUUUUAUCAAACAACACUCAUUAUUUCAAAAAGUAUUGACUUUUUUCGAAAUGUGUUUUUUUUUUUUUUUUUUCGAGAACUCCAAUAAGUAUCAUUUAUGUGGCGGUACGGCACGCGGCGUAUUAACCAUGCACCGCCACUCCUCUUUGCACACACGGAUCUGAGAACGCGUGCUCUUAAAUCAAAGUGCGAAACAUUUGAACUCGUUUUAAAUAUUAUAAUGACGUGUUUAUGGUAAUAUACGAUAAAGAUACCGCAGUAUUAUAGAGUUGAGGGUAAAUGUUAGUCGUAGUGCAUUGAUUGUAUUAUUAUAUUCGGCGGAUUUCAUCGGCUGUGAUAUAUGAUUGGACCUGUACAGGAGGACGAAUUCCUGCAUCUGCACAACGGGUCCUAAAUAUAUAUAUAUAUAUAUUAUAAUUUACAUAAAUCGUUUUAAACGUCACCGCUGGUUGAUGGUUUAUAAUUGAUUAAUGUAUAAAAAUACACGUUAAAUUUUAGUAUUUGUACCGUACGGUGAUAAUAUUUAAGUGAAAACGUUGUAAAACUCUCGAUUUUGAAAUAUAAAAUUGUAUUGUUUUGCAUAAAUUGCAUUCUCUUUCAGUUACGAUUUGUUCACGUUACAUUUAAACAAUAUUCUAUAAGUGCA